This is a messenger RNA of Archocentrus centrarchus (flier cichlid), 1994 nucleotides long. It is a transcript of the gene vps37c, whose product is annotated as VPS37C subunit of ESCRT-I. The record is from RefSeq and is a predicted model, not a curated record. Gene Ontology annotation, cellular component: ESCRT I complex. Gene Ontology annotation, biological process: protein targeting to membrane; ubiquitin-dependent protein catabolic process via the multivesicular body sorting pathway; protein targeting to vacuole. Bases 637 to 1719 code for a protein of 360 amino acids. The transcript has 5 exons. Lineage: Eukaryota; Metazoa; Chordata; Actinopteri; Cichliformes; Cichlidae.
CAAGUGUGCCGGGAAAUGAUUAUUAUUUGAAAACAUGUAUAAAUGCAAACCACGAUGUCGUUAAAGUUCACAAGUGCUGUUUUGGAAUAUUUGGGUUUUGUCUGAGCACCACCCGCAAUUCGUGUAGGCUUCCAAAAAUGGCGGCGGUUUCUGUCAGUGUGAAGUGAAACUUUCCUAUUUUUAGCGAAAUUCCUUCUGCUUUCUACCAUUUUAGUCGACUACGGUCUUCUGUUUCUCAAAGCAAGCCUCAUCGGAAUACACAGGCGUUUGAAAGCCAUCGUCAGCACCGAGGGGUGUCGUUCUGGGCUCCGGUUUUGGUCACCAAAUCGCUGGUCUUCCUUCGAAGUUGACGGUGGCUGAGUGCCUGACAUUGCGAUCAUAGCGACUGUUGUCAUCGUGUCUCUAAGCGCUGAACCGUCAGCUGAGGUUGGACGGCGGCCGAUUAGCAGUAGAUAGCUCGCCUGCCAAAGUGCGUCGGAAACAAAGCAGCUGUUUUUUUCCGCCGGGGCAGAUCACCGAUCCUGAGGACGUGACACGUCGCCUGUCAGUGGAAAUAAAUAGGUGGUGUUGGAUGUCACCAGCAGUCAGCGCCGCACUGAGUCUGGUUUGCUAGCGUCGCCCAUCCUGGCAAAUCAAAUGGAGAAGCUUCAGGACCUCAGCCAAUCAGAGCUGCAGGAGCUCCUGGACAACCCAGAGAGGGUGGAAUCCAUGGCUCUGGAGUCUGACGAGAUCCAGAACAUCCAGCUGGAGAGAGAGAUGGCUUUGGCAUCAAAUCGCAGCCUGGCUGAACAAAACCUGGACAUCAAACCUCGUUUGGAGUCACAGAAGGAGGUGCUGGUGGAGCGAUAUUCUCAACUAGAGGCAGUCAGAGAAACCUAUAGACAACACUGCUCCCUGAAAGAUGGGAUGGCAGGUCAGGUGUCUCCGGAAGCAUUGUUCUCAAGACUACAGACAGAGGGCAGCAAGACAGAAGCAGAAUCAGAGGCUCUAGCAGAUGAGUUUCUGGAGGGCUCUCUUCCGCUGGACUCCUUCCUCGACCGCUUCCUCUCCCUACGCUCACUCGCUCACAAAAGACGCGUACGGAUAGAGAAACUGCAGGAAAUCCUGCGACAGAGGAGUGAGGGCAAUCCAACCACCAUGACAUCAUCAGCAUGCCAGAGUGAGGACUCUGCCACCACAAUGUCACCUUGGAAUCAACAGACACCAACACCAACGACGACAAAUCAACAGCAGCCGAGCUCCAAACCUCAGUCCUCCAGCUACCAGAACGCCUCUCAGCCCGUCUCCUCAUCUACUGCAGGGGCCUCCUCUGGGCUCCCCUACAGCCCGUACCCUGUUUCCACCCCCAAUCCUCCACCUGCAGUGGCAGCAGCAGGUUCUGUCCCAGCCAAUGCCCCAUCACAGUUCACUCCUUACCCAGGUUCCAAUUCACCUUUCCCUCCAGCAGGAAGCUACUCUGGCCCUAGCCCCCCUUUUGGGCCUCCAGCUUCAGCCACCUGUCCUUACCCGGCCCAGCCCUCCUUUCCUUCACCACAUCCAGGCUCAGCUUUUGGCCAGUACACCCCUAGCCACACUCAGAGUGGCCCUGCACCCUACCCAGCGUCCUACAGCUACGGGGGAUACAGCUACCCAUCUGGGCCUGCCUAUUCCAAUUCUCAGUCAACAACAGGGAGACCCAUCUACAGACCAGGAUUCGGUGUUCCACAGCCAUACUCCUGAAAGCACUACUGCUCCACUGUCUCUAUUCUUCUGAAAUCUUUCCUUCUUUGCUGUUUCACCAUUUUCUCUUCCCUCACUCCCAUUCUUCUUACCCCAAUUCCCAGUCCUCCUCUCUCCUUUCUUUCUCUAAUGCUCCCAGACUCAAGAGGUCUCUUGCUUUACUUUGUUGCACUAUUUCUCUCUCUCAAAAUCAGUCUGUCUCUAUUUCUUUCUUUUUCCUUCCUUUGUCACUCUUCAACCUACCAACUCCCCCACUCUGGUCUCAGGUUGUAGCG